UCGAAAGCUACAACCGCGCGACAAUAGUGCUCGAUUCGAGUCCCGAUUCCGUCAGUCUUUAUAGUGGAUUCGCGUGACGACCGGCCGGUCGAUAUCAGUAUCUGAGGACGGUGGCGGCGGCGAAACGUCGGAGAAGCCACGGUGACGAGCCACGCGGGUGGGACGCGCCUUCGUUCAGCGGUCGCUUUCAUGCUGUUCGCGCGUACGAGUCGAGGAGGCGCGCGGCAGCUGUUCGCGAUACCGCGCUGAAAUCGAGACGUCGUAUUACUUCCCUUUUAAUGGCUCGCUAUUUUCCGUAUUUUUGCGCGAGACCUAACCUCCUUCUCGUUCGCACGCCUGCUGCGUGCGUGCGAAACGAGCGCGAGUGCGAGAGAAUCGAUCGGUUACCCGGAGGUUGCCCCGUAGCGAUCGGCACGUAAUUCACGGUGUGAUUCGCAUUAAGAUAACAACCAGUGCGCAAACUUUCUGCAUCACGUUCCACGUAUCCUCACCGUUCGACGUAUAAUCGGAGCGACCGGAGGCAGGUCGCCGGUCGAAAGCGGUACAAAGCGGCGAGAUCGGGGAAUUGUUCGUGAAAUUGACGACGCUGAUUGUCGCGGAGGAAAUUCGUGGAUAUCGCGAUUACGCUCUGAAAUUAAGGGAUAGGCGCAACAUCGCUGGCGCAUUGCAGUAGGUGCCGCCCCGAUGGAGAGCACCGGUAAUGAUAAGCAAAACGAGUCGGACGAAUGCGACGUGAACGGGGAUAACAAGAAACAGGAUGAUGACUCGAUGACGGGGCAGGCGGAUGUCGACCGCAAAAUGAAGGCGGAGGACAAGCGCGAGUUCUUGGAGAACAUGAAUCUAAAGAACGAGAUGAAGACGCUAAAGAAAACGCUGUCGGGCGACGACGACGAGGAGGAGGCCGACGAGGAGGACGAGAAAAGCAAGGAAUCCGCCGACGAGGAGGAACGCAAAGAAACAAUGACGAGGAAGACGAGCGACGAGAAGAAGGAGCAGGAAUCGUCCAGCGACGCCAUGUCCACCAGUACGAGCGACGAUGAGUCUGAGUCUAGUUCAGAAGACAAGACGGAGCCGUCCAAGCCGGAAACGACGACGGAGGCCGAAACGACGCUAGCGGAAACGAAGACGGAGGAAACAUCGAAGGAGAGCAUGUCGAAGAACGAGGACACCACAGACGACAGCGACAUCGAGGAUGAUUUGGUCUCGGCGAUCAAUUACAACACCAUCACCUCCUUGGCGGCGCUCAAGGAUAUGCUGCAGUCCUCCGGCGAAGACUCGGACGGCGUGGACAGUUUCUUUCAUCAUUACUUUCUGUCGCACGUCAACCGACUGCCGUCGAGGAACCAGACACAUAGCCCUUACCCCUGGGGCAGGAGAUUGUCCGAGUGUCGUGAGGAGGACGAGUACGAGACCGAAGAAGGGAAGAACAACGACAGUCCAAGCGUGGACAGUAAGAAAGAUGUGUCUAGGACGCAAAUUGAGAAAGCCGACAGUGGUUCGUCAAAAACGUCGAAGGCAUCGAGUCCAUCGUCCUCGGAGAAUUCCAGUUCAGAAAAGAUUGACGAGAAGUCCUUGCCAACAUCCAGCGUUUCGGACGCAAAGCCACCAUCGCCGUCGUUAACCACGACGACGACAGCGACGACGAUGACAACGACAACAUCGACAACAAGCUCGGCGACUUCGGUGACGACGACCGGUAGGUUCACAACGUCAACGGUGACGUCGCCGACUUCGACGACGAAACCGCCAUUACGGAGGAGACACACCACCGGUCCCGGCAUGACUUUUCCCGCUACGGACCCGCCGUCAUAUUCUACCAGCAUGACCUUUUCGAGGACCAGCCCGUUGCCCAGCCCGCAUCUCGACAAGCGCUUCUUCGACAGCAGCUUGAUCGAGAUGAAGAGCCAAGCGAGCAGUACCAGCACUCUUGAUUACGAUUCUACGGAGGAGGUGUGGAUACGCAGAAUGGAUUUCUUGCAGGAGAGAAAACGACGGGAGCUUGGUUCGCAACCGCUUCCAACAAUCGUGACCGAGGACGCGGAUAAUUCUGGUCAUGCUUCUCAGGGUCACAGGCCACGAGCAGAUACAUGGGGAUCGCAUUCGAAGAUUAUCAAAAAGCCGUCUUAUGGAAGUGCGCCCAGUUCCGGAAAAUCGACUCCUCUUCCGCAGCCGACAGAACCGUCGAGCUCGUCGAGUUCCGGCAAAGGUGGUCGAAAGACUUCCAGCACUCGGUCCGGCUCCACCAGUCGCAGUAAUAGUCGCAGCAAUAGUGCGGAACGUAGAAAAAGUGGCGGUGCAGAUGACACUGCCAGCCCUACGAGGAAGCCGGCACUGUUUGAUGCCUUUAGACCGAGGAGCAAAUCAGAUGCCGGCAAGAGGAAACCCAGUAUUAUAGCCAAUAUGAAAAGUGCCGUUCAGCAUUCCUUGCAUAGAGGAUCGCAUGGAAGCUCAUCGGUGGAUGUACAUACGGAGAAGGAGCAUCAUAAAGAAACCCAAAAGGAGCAGAAGGAGAAUAAGGAACAGGGUGGACGGCCUAGAGCUGGAUCCGAGAGCAGCCGGAAUCCUGUAAGCAAAGUUAUGGAUCUCAUCAGGCACAGAAGCCACAGUGCCUUGAGUGCGGAGGACAAGCGGAAAGCGAGAGCAGCCGCGCACCAUCAGUCACAAGCAUCGUCGCAAAGUGCACUCAGAAGAAGUUCCUUGGAUCCUACCGCACGAAGGUUGUCCCUUGGAGCGCCCGCAAUACCUCACAGAGCGUCCGAUGCUUGUUUAGAUCCGAUUCACGCUGCCAUACUCUUUAGGGAUGCACGAGGACUGCCAGUGGUGGAUCCUUUCCUGGAGAAAGUCUCGCUAUCCGAUCUUGAGGAGGAUGAGUCGCAGAUUUUCGUUAAGUUCUUCAAGUUUCACAAAUGCUACGACCUAAUACCGACCAGCGCCAAGCUAGUCGUCUUCGACACCCAUUUACUUGUUAAAAAGGCCUUCUUCGCUCUCGUCUAUAAUGGGGUGAGAGCCGCGCCAUUAUGGGACAGUUCUCGGCAACAAUUCGUCGGCAUGUUAACUAUAACGGAUUUCAUAAAGAUACUUCAGAUGUAUUACACCAGUCCGUCAGUGACAAUGGAUGAAUUGGAAGAGCAUGAAUUAGACACGUGGAGAAAAGUCUUGAAGGAUCAAGUUCAGCCUCUCGUGAGCAUCGGGCCAGACGCGUCGCUGUACGAAGCUAUCAAGACCUUGAUACAAAACAGAAUCCACCGAUUGCCUGUGAUAGAUCCUGAUACUGGAAAUGUCCUUUACAUCUUGACACACAAACGACUACUUAGGUUUCUUUUCCUAUACAUCCACGAAUUACCGAAACCAUCUUUCACCAAUAAAACGUUGCGAGAGUUGAGGAUAGGCACUUUCGAGAAUAUCGAAACGGCCACGGAAGAAACUAGCAUAAUUUUAGCGCUGAAGAAAUUUGUGGAGAGGAGAGUUUCGGCAUUACCGAUUGUCGACUCCGAGGGAAAAUUAGUGAACAUUUAUUCAAAGUUUGACGUUAUUAACUUAGCUGCGGAAAAAACGUACAAUAACUUGGAUGUUUCACUGCGUGAAGCAAACGAGCAUCGCAAUGAAUGGUUCGAAGGCGUACAGAGUUGCAAAUUAGACGAAACAUUGUUCACUGUAAUGGAAAGGAUUGUCAGAGCGGAGGUUCAUAGGCUAGUAGUGAUUGAUGAUGAUGAUAAGGUGAUCGGAAUAAUAUCCCUCUCUGAUCUGCUCUUCUACCUCGUUCUUAGGCCUUGUGGUGAGGAUGGCAAUAGCAAUAAAGGUAGUUCUAUAUCGUUGCGUGCACAAGAUUCUCUCCUAUUGAAGGCUCCCAGCUCCACACAGUCGGAAACGUCGCUCGCCGACGGUGAAGUCGAGCAGGACGCUGCGGAGACAACGGCGACAUCGACGACGGAACACAAUCAGUCCGAGGAAGCGCCCGCGACACCUAGUCCACCGCUAACCCCGGUUACGUCGGAGGUCUCGGAUCCUCAGUCGACAACGUUAGUGAAUCAAACUCAGGAAACAACGUGGCGGGACGUGCUAAACAUUUGUGUUACGGGUGUCUCGGGUGGGGAAUGAGACGCUGACGUUUUCACGUGCCGCCACGCACGUUAGUUCCCAAACUGAAUCGGCGCUGCUUCAACCGCAGCGGCGGAUAAAAUCACAUAACGACUGCGUAUAUUCGUACAUCUUUUCUUAUUGCUCGCGCUUUUCCCCGCGAGUACAGUUGAUCGGUGAUUUCGUGCCGCAACAAGACAUACCCGUGCAAGUAUCCGUUGAAAACAAUUGGACGCGACGUAAUAGUUAACGGAAGGAUUUGCUGGACGCGAUGAUGAUAGAAUGAAAACACGAUGCUCUGUAUAGUGUAUAAAAUCACUUAAGCUUAAUUUUUUAUGGUACAAAUGCUACACAGACAUGCUACACAUUUAGACGUUCGAGCUUUUUGCCAGGGACGAUAAAGUAGCUGCGCCAUGAUUUGCUCAGAGUAUGAUUCUCCCCGCCCUUCUACAAUCGAGCACUGGGAAGAUAAAGCGUUUCGAAAGAACAAAUUUUCGAGGUACAGCAAAUCUUGGAGAUUAAAUCAACCCAACACGUAAUCGUGAUUGUCAUUCUUUAUGCAGAUUGUGUUUUGUUUCACUUUUUUUGUAAAGAGAGACUAGAUAUUCAUUUCGAUCUAAGUACGAUGUGUUAAGAUUGAAAAGACAUCAGAGCUAUCGAAAAGAGUAUUCCACAAUCGAUAAAGACGGACCUGUCCUUGUACAUUCGAGUUCUCGGGGAGUGCUCCGUGUUUUUUUUUAUCGUAAUAUCUGUUGCCGAUUUAAAUAAAUGUCUCUUUGACAUCUUAUAUACUCAUUUGUAAAAAUCCCUUUUUUUCUUUUAUUAAUUUCCAUAUAGAAAUAUGUAAAGUCUAUUUUAGACGAUGAAAAAUUUAUGACAAAAUUCAAGAUGGAAAUGUAUUUAUCUUUUUAUGCGUUAUAUAAUACAAAGAAAAUACUUAAAGAAUCAGAGUACAUGUAAAAGAUACUUUUUACCGCUAUCCUUUUUCUAUGUAUGUAUUCUGAGUCUUUAAAUGUUUUGCUAUACGCCGCGUAAAAAUAUAAGUAAAUUUGUAAUUUGAAUUUCGUCGCGGUUUAUAGAUUGUCUAAAAUGGACUUGAUCAUUGAUUAUUGAUCUUGCAUAACAAAUAGAUCAUUGUAUACAUACUCAUGUAUACAUGCACUUUUAAAUAGACAUGGUGCUUUUAAGUUUACAGAUAUAAUUUUCGAUUAUGCAGUCAUUCAGUAUAUAUAAUCAGUAUAUCAAUCUGGAAUGUUAAUACAUUGCUAAACCAGAUAUAAAUCAAUUCGAGUUGACUUUUAAAAGUCCUUUUUGAUAUUUUAUUUUCGAUGUAUCAUCAAAGCCGAUAGAGAAAUGUCAAGAAAUAGAUCGAUUGCUUUACAAAUAUUGCAAUGUUUGAAUUUUAGGUUAAAAUUAUUACAUCAUUGAACUAUAGAACGAAUGUAAUAGAAAAUUUUUAUAUUUUUCGAAUAUUGGAAAUCAGUUAUAACAGGAUUGACGUUAUUAAUUAUUAUACUUUCGUUAAGUGUUUACAAAAAAAAAAAAAAGAUAUGAUUGGAUUAAGCAUAUUUAAUAGCAGAAAAUUCUUAUGUGAUAUUUAUGUCUAUAAAUAACAAUUUAAAACUGAAAAGAUCGAAGUAUGUAAGAAUACUCGAAUUUUAUUGUGAUAUUUGACCAAACUCUAUAUAUUAUAUAAUCAUUGCUGACACGAUACGACUGAUAUAUCAUUCAAAAUACUGAGAAAUAAGCUUUUGUAAUUAUAUCGAACAAUCUUAAUUAAGAGUACUGAUGAUUUAUCGAAAAGAUGCAUUCUCCAACCGAUUUAUCAAUUACUUUGUUUAUUAACGCGAUAUAUGACAUUAAUCUUAAUCUUUAUUAACAAAUGUCGAAUUAUUCUCUCUAUAAGCAAAAGUAGCAAACAAAGCCCUGUAUAAAUCCAAUUGUAAUUAUUACUCAUGUCAUAUCAUGAGGAAAAUGUAAAUCAUAUUAUUGCAAAGAAAUUUUGCUGAAAUUUGUAUGGAAUCACAUUUUAUACGUGACGAAAAAAAAGGAUUCUUUAAUGAAUUGAGAGAAGCAUUCCUGUAGAGAAUUGAUUCAUCGAGCAACAUUUUAUUGAAACGGUUCUUGAUUUGAUGCAACCAAGCGGAAGACGAGUAUCGCCCGGAAAGGUUUUAUUUGGAAUUACACGAGUUGUCUUUCUAUUAGGAUACGUGAGACGCAAAUCUUUAACUCUUUUUUUUUCACGUAGAAAUGCGGGUAAUGGUAGUUACUCGAUUUUGAAGGGGAUAGUGCCUGUAAAUGUAGUAAAUGUAUUCCUAGACAUGUUUACAUUGGAAUACGCGUAUAAAUAUUCUAUUUGAGAUGUAAGAGAGCGGAAUAAAACAAAGCUAAAAAAAAUACACUAGUAUUAAUUACGAGAGGCGUAGUGCGGACAAAGAUUUUUGUACAGCUGAGAAGCAAUGUUUAAUGUGCUGUAGUCGCAAGCGUUGUUUCUUUUUUUAGUACAAAAUGCGUGCGAUCCUGCGGAUCGCCACGUGUUCACCUUCUUCUACUUAAAGAUAUACUAAAGAUUAUACGCUGAAAGCUACGCAGCGUAUAUACUUGGCUUCGACACAACUUGUUACUUGUUGAGAGCACAGUAGACAAAUUGUCAGAGAAAAUAUUUAGCUCCUCUUCAUUCUACAUAAUAUUAGAGAAAUGAGUCAAAAAGAAAUAAGCGAUUGAACUCUGUGCGCGCUACAUCUAAGAACCAAAAUACGAACUAUCGAUGAGGUAUUAUUGAUAAAUAAACUGUAAAAUAUAAAUAAUCAAUCUAAUACUUAUA
Messenger RNA from Linepithema humile (Argentine ant), 6901 nucleotides. It is a transcript of the gene SNF4Agamma, whose product is annotated as SNF4/AMP-activated protein kinase gamma subunit. The record is from RefSeq and is a predicted model, not a curated record. Gene Ontology annotation, biological process: protein phosphorylation; regulation of catalytic activity. Gene Ontology annotation, cellular component: nucleotide-activated protein kinase complex; nucleus; cytoplasm. NCBI's taxonomy places the organism in Eukaryota, Metazoa, Arthropoda, Insecta, Hymenoptera, Formicidae. Gene Ontology annotation, molecular function: AMP binding; protein kinase binding; protein kinase regulator activity.